This is a messenger RNA of Loa loa (African eye worm), 877 nucleotides long. RefSeq lists its product as hypothetical. The record is from RefSeq and is a predicted model, not a curated record. The coding region runs from base 137 to 877 and encodes 246 amino acids. NCBI's taxonomy places the organism in Eukaryota, Metazoa, Nematoda, Chromadorea, Rhabditida, Onchocercidae. The transcript is spliced from 9 exons.
UAACAUUCCACAGAAAAUAUCAAUUAAAAUUGAUCGAAAUUCCCGGAAAUACAGUGUUUUUCGGAAAAUAUCUGACGACGAAUCAGUACUAUCAACAGGGAAUGAAUUGAAAUCACAUAUAACUGAUCAGAAACCAAUGAUAACGAUCGAUUCGUCUUUAGAUUCUUCAUCCGAUACAAUUUAUAAUGAACCAUUAUCAAAAGUUCCGGUACGAAAACGUUCAGCACUCCUUCUUCAAUCAUCAUUCACAAAAAAUAAUCGUAAAUUUUGUUGGAGAAUGGUUGAUAAGAAGAGAAAAAAUUUUCAUAUUGGAUUAGCAUCACCAACAAUUUCACAACAUUCCUUCGAAUUUAAUGAUUUAUUUGAGUUUUAUUCGGAAGAUAAUAAACGAGGCCAAAGAAAUAGCAAAUUUAAAAAGCGACGAAAUUUGCUUAGCUCAUUGAAAGUGUCAUCUGCUGUUGACAUUAAAAAAAACUUUCCCAAUGCUAUGCUCAAACAUAGAAGGAAAGAUUUAGAAUUUGAUGAAUUUAUUCAACGAAAAGAUUUCAAUCUAUCUGAAAAUAGCGACAGGCAGAUAAAAGUGCGAGGAAAGGAUGAAAUUAGGAGUUCCGAGCCAAAGAUUACUUUGGUACUUGAAAUGAAACUAAAAAUAUCAGAUAAGCAAGUCAGAUGUAGUGCACAUAGCAGAAUUGGUGAGGAAACGGUGGUUGUGACAUGUGCAGGUGAUUAUGGUGAUAUGGAAUCGAUACUGAAAUGGACUAUUGAUCGAAAGGUAGAAGAUGGGCAAGAAUUAUGGGUAAAUGAUCCAGUUGUUGAUACAUCUAAUUGGGAUAACAGAAGAUUACAAAUGAUUUCAGAUGUGACUUUCAGGCCUUAA